This is a messenger RNA of Pseudoliparis swirei, 4205 nucleotides long. RefSeq names its product sodium channel, voltage-gated, type IV, alpha, b (gene scn4ab). Gene Ontology annotation, cellular component: plasma membrane; axon; voltage-gated sodium channel complex. The record is from RefSeq and is a predicted model, not a curated record. Gene Ontology annotation, biological process: membrane depolarization during action potential; neuronal action potential; sodium ion transmembrane transport. Lineage: Eukaryota; Metazoa; Chordata; Actinopteri; Perciformes; Liparidae. Gene Ontology annotation, molecular function: voltage-gated sodium channel activity. The coding region runs from base 28 to 3552 and encodes 1174 amino acids. The transcript is spliced from 18 exons.
GUCUUCACAGGGAUCUUCACAGCUGAGAUGGUCCUAAAACUUGUGGCCAUGGACCCGUACUACUACUUCCAGGUGGGCUGGAACAUCUUUGACAGCAUCAUCGUCACCAUGAGUCUGGUAGAGCUGGGAUUGGCCAACGUUCAGGGCCUAUCUGUGCUGCGCUCCUUCCGAUUGAUGCGAGUGUUUAAGCUGGCGAAGUCGUGGCCGACCCUCAACAUGUUGAUAAAGAUCAUCGGGAACUCGGUGGGUGCUCUGGGGAACCUGACUCUGGUCCUGGCCAUCAUCGUCUUCAUCUUCGCUGUUGUGGGCAUGCAGGUUUUUGGGAAGAACUACAAAGACUGCGUCUGUCGCAUCGCACUUGACUGCGAACUCCCCCGCUGGCACAUGUACGACUUCUUCCACGCCUUCCUCAUCAUAUUCAGGGUCCUGUGUGGCGAGUGGAUUGAGACCAUGUGGGACUGCAUGGAGGUCUCGGGUCAGACCAUGUGUCUGAUCGUCUUCAUGAUGGUCCUUGUUAUCGGAAACCUGGUGGUCCUGAACCUGUUCCUGGCCCUGCUGCUGAGCUCUUUCAGUAACCUGGCGGCUCCAGAAGACGAGGGGGAGAACAACCUGCAGAUCGCCAUGAACCGGAUCAGUCGGGCUGCGUCUUGGAUCCUGGAACAGAUCUGGACUAUCACUGGAAAGAAGAACCACGUAGACCCAGACCACAUCGCGGUCGACAGUGAGGAAGACAAUCGGACGACGAAGGUGAUCUUACCUUUGACCUUUGUGACCUCAAGCCAGGCGGGGCCAGAGGUCAAGAACCUCGACUGUAACCAUGGCAACCUGACAAACAACGAUGACAUCAUUCCCUGUCUGACGGUCCCGAUCGCCGAGGCUGAGUCCGACUUUGAGAUCCGUGACAAUGAUGAUGAAGAGGACGAAGAAGAGAAUGAAGAACAGCACUCCCCUUGCUCACAGGGUGAAGAGUCAUCCGUCUGCAGCACCGUUCACAACCUUCCUGAAGCUCACGAGGACGGAGAAGAAGAAGAUUACGAGGCAAACACACCUGAAGACUGCUUCACUGACGAGUGUUACGGCCGCUGUCCCUUCCUGGACGUAGACACGUCUCGCAGCCGAGGGAAGGUCUGGUCUAACAUCAGGAGAACCUGUUUCUCCAUCGUGGAACACAACUACUUUGAGACCUUCAUCAUCUUCAUGAUCCUGCUGAGCAGCGGCGCUCUGGCCUUUGAGGACAUCUACCUGGAGCAGCGGCAGGUCAUCAAGACGCUCCUGGAGUACGCGGACCAGGUGUUCACCUACGUGUUCGUGCUGGAGAUGCUGGUCAAGUGGGUUGCAUAUGGAUUCAAGACGUACUUCACCAACGCCUGGUGCUGGCUCGACUUCCUCAUCGUAGACGUGUCUCUGGUGUCUCUGACUGCAAACAUCCUGGGAUACUCUGAGCUGGGAGCCAUCAAGUCUCUGAGGACUCUGAGAGCUCUGAGGCCCCUGAGGGCCCUGUCUCGCUUCGAGGGCAUGAGGGUGGUGGUGAACGCCCUGGUGGGGGCCAUCCCCUCCAUCUUCAACGUGCUGCUGGUGUGUCUGAUCUUCUGGCUGAUCUUCAGCAUCAUGGGCGUCAACCUGUUCGCCGGGAAGUUUUAUUAUUGUUUCAACGAGACGUCGGCGGAGAAGUUUCCUCCGGAAGACGUCAACAACCGGAGCGCCUGCUUCGCCCUGAUGGAGCAGAACUUCACGGAGGUCCGCUGGAAGAACAUCAAGGUCAACUACGACAACGUGGGGCUGGGCUACCUGUCGCUGCUGCAGGUGGCGACGUUCAAAGGAUGGAUGGACAUCAUGUACGCAGCGGUGGACUCCAGAGACGUGGGAUCCCAGCCCCAGUACGAGGCCAAUUUGUACAUGUACCUAUACUUUGUCAUCUUCAUCAUAUUCGGCUCCUUCUUCACCCUCAAUCUCUUCAUCGGAGUCAUCAUAGACAACUUUAACCAGCAGAAAUCUAAGAUGGGCGGGACAGAUCUGUUCAUGACCGAGGAGCAGAAGAAAUAUUACAACGCCAUGAAGAAACUGGGCUCUAAGAAGCCUCAGAAGCCCGUCCCGCGGCCCGAGAACAAGUUCCAGGCUCUGGUCUUUGACCUGGUGACGACUCAGCUUUUCGACAUCUUCAUCAUGGUGCUCAUCUGCCUCAACAUGGUGACCAUGAUGGUGGAGACGGACGAGCAGAGCCAGGAGAAAGAAAUGAUCCUGUACUGGGUCAACCUCGUCUUCAUCAUCGUCUUCACCACAGAGUGCACUCUGAAGAUGAUCGCUCUCCGGCAGCACUACUUCGCUGUCGGCUGGAACAUCUUCGACUUCGUGGUUGUGAUCCUGUCCAUCGUAGGCCUCCUUCUCGCUGACAUCAUAGAGAAAUAUUUUGUUUCUCCAACGCUCUUCCGUGUAAUUCGAUUGGCUCGAAUCGGCCGAGUCCUUCGUCUCAUCCGUGGAGCCAAGGGGAUCCGCACACUGCUGUUCGCCCUGAUGAUGUCGCUUCCUGCCCUCUUUAACAUUGGCCUCCUCCUAUUCCUCAUCAUGUUCAUCUUCUCCAUCUUCGGAAUGUCUAACUUUGCGUACGUGAGGAAGGAGAUGAUGAUCGACGACAUGUUUAACUUUGAGACGUUUGGGAACAGCAUGAUCUGUUUGUUCAUGAUCACCACGUCGGCCGGGUGGGACGGCCUACUGGACCCCAUCAUGAACACGCCGCCGGACUGCGACCCCGACAUCGAGAACCCCGGGACCGCGGUCAGGGGGGACUGUGGCAGCCCGGCAUUGGGCAUCGUCUUCUUCACCACGUACAUCAUCAUGUCCUUUCUAGUGGUGGUCAACAUGUACAUCGCCAUCAUCCUGGAGAACUUCAAUGUGGCCACAGAGGAGAGCGCCGACCCGCUGUGUGAGGACGACUUUGAGAUGUUCUACGAAACCUGGGAGAAGUUUGACUCCGACGCUUCUCAGUUCAUACAGUACAGCAAGCUGUCAGAUUUCUGUGACACUCUGAAGGCUCCGUUGAGGAUCCCCAAGCCAAACACCAUCAGACUGAUUCACAUGGACCUGCCUCUGGUUCCCGGAGACAAGAUCCACUGUCUGGACAUCCUGCUGGCUCUCACCGCUCAGGUUUUAGGGGAUUCAGGAGAGAUGGAUGCUCUCAAAGCCAGCAUGGAGGAGAAGUUCAUGGCCAACAAUCCCUCCAAGGUGUCAUAUGAACCAAUCAGUAGCACUCUGCGGAGGAAACAGGAAGAAGUGGCGGCGACGGUGAUCCAGAGAGCCUAUAGGACACGCCUCCUGAAGCGGACCGUCAAAUUGGCCUCCUACAAAUACCGAGAGAAGACGGAGGGACGGCGAAACCAGGAGUCUCCGCCCGAGACCAAAGGACUCCUUUGCCGACGCAUCGGUCAGCUGUAUGGAGGCGGCGAGGACACGCCCACCCGGGUGGAGCUCCAGAGCGAGGUUCUGCUCCAUGCUGCUCCACCACUCGACACCUCCAACGUCCUGCCGAUUGAGGACCUCAGGGAGUCUUUGGUCUGAUACUCAACAUGUCCCUUUGGUUCCUGGUUUCCAUGCUGGGACUCAGCUGUCUCUGCAGAGUGAUGGAUCCACACGGCUUUUUACACCAGAUGAGUGAUCACUGUGUUUUCAUAUUUCACACUUUACAGAUCAACUUUAGGUUAUUAGUACGAGUUAUUAGAGCAGUGAUGUAGUUUGUGUUUCAUGAUAUGUUUUCUCUAGCUCAACAAAAACAUUUCUGAAGCUCAAGCGCAGCGGAAUGUUCUUCCACGGUCUGAAGUCAAACUGCGAAGGAUCAGUGAGGGCGUGGCCUCCAUACACAGGCGUGGAUGUGAAGACACGAGUACUUCCUGAUGACGCUGACAUGGCGGUUCUCUGCUGCAGGAAGCGCAUGUGUACUUUGUGAAGCUGCAGUGUGAGCUAAGCAGCACUAUCGUGAUUGGCUAACAGCUUUUUAGUCCAUCGAGUCAAAGUGGGGAUUGUGCGAAUGUAAAUUAUGACAUUAUCACGAUGUGUCCAAAUGUAAAACAACGAUUUGGGUUGGAAUUAAUGCAGUUGCUACACAUAAGAUAGGGAAUUAUGACCUUAUGCCUUUUGUCUAUGAUUUUAUAUCCAUACUUUGUAUCAAAUCUAACGAGCUGCGUGUUGACGAGCUGCGUGUUGACGAGCUGCGU